AGGACGCCCGGGGAGGCAGGAGCAGAGGCCGGAGUGGGACGUCGCGGCUCGGAGCAGCCAUGGGGGAUGCCUUUAUCCGGCACAUUGAGCUGCUGGGCUACGAGAAAAGGUUCUUCCCCAGCCAGCACUAUGUCUACAUGUUCCUGGUGAAGUGGAAUGACCUCUCUGAAAAGCUUGUCUACCGCCGCUUUACUGAGAUAUACGAGUUCCACAAAGCACUGAAGGAGAUGUUCCCCAUUGAAUCCGGGGACAUCAAUAUGGAGAAACGGAUCAUCCCGCACUUGCCAGCACCAAAGUGGUUUGAUGGGCAGCGCUCAACCCAGAACAGGCAGGGCACACUGGCUGAGUACUGCUACACGCUGGUCAACCUGCCUCACAAGAUCUCCCGCUGCCUGCACGUGGUCAACUUCUUCAAGGUCCGUCACGAUGACAUGAACCCCGUCACAGACAGCCAGACCAGAAGAGGCUGGGAGAGCACUUUGGGCUGUCCUGGGGCUGCUUUUGGCUUGCCUGAAGUGGGGAACAUCUCUUGCUUCUCCCAUACAGACAUCACGGGCCCCAUUGUCCUGCAGACCUACCGAGCUAUUGCUGACUACGAGAAGAGCUCCAAAACCGAGAUGGCUCUACAAGCUGGGGACAUGGUGGAUGUUGUGGAGAAGAGCGAGAACGGCUGGUGGUUUUGCCAGUUAAAGAAUAAACGGGGCUGGGUGCCAGCAUCCUAUCUGGAGCCGAUGGACGGUCCUGAUGAGUCUGAAGAGCAGGAGCCCAACUACGCAGGUGAGCCAUACAUUGUCCAGAAAAGCUACACAGCCAUGGAGGAGGAUGAGCUGACCCUCAAGGAGGGUGAUACCAUCGAGGUCAUCCACAAGCUCCUUGAUGGCUGGUGGGUCAUCAGGAAGGAUGAAACGACAGGUUAUUACCCCUCCAUGUACCUGCAGAAAGCCGGGGAGGUGAACACCUCUGUGAAGAGUGAGCUGAGGAACCGGAGUGCUCCUCCACGGAGAUCCACCAUCCGGAACGCGAAGAGCAUCCACAAGCAGAGACGGAAGCAGAUCAGCCAGGAAACCUACAGGAGGAACAGCAGAAAGUACAUCCAGAGCAGGAGGAACAUGAAGGAGAAUUUCCAGAACAAAGUCAAUGUUAUCUUUGAGAAAAAAGAGCCAGAGGAGAACAAGCCCAAGGCUCAACCUGCUGUUCCUCCCCGUCCCAGCAAAGACCUCAUCCUGAACAGAUCCACGUGCGCGCCUGUCUGGAGUGGGACCCACCCUGGUGGCGUAGCCCCUUUAAGAAAGAGUCGCGGCUCGGUGGCCGGGCGCAUGCGUACAGGGGGCGAUGAGCGGGCGCCGGCGCAGCGCGGGGUCGCAG
Molecule: messenger RNA, 1365 nt
Organism: Nestor notabilis (Kea)
Lineage: Eukaryota; Metazoa; Chordata; Aves; Psittaciformes; Psittacidae
Gene: NCF1
Product: neutrophil cytosolic factor 1
Exons: 11
Biological process (GO): respiratory burst; superoxide anion generation
Cellular component (GO): NADPH oxidase complex; cytoplasm
Molecular function (GO): superoxide-generating NADPH oxidase activator activity; phosphatidylinositol binding; protein binding
Source: RefSeq, a predicted model, not a curated record